Molecule: messenger RNA, 1452 nt
Organism: Microplitis mediator
Lineage: Eukaryota; Metazoa; Arthropoda; Insecta; Hymenoptera; Braconidae
Product: homeobox protein 4-like
Exons: 5
Coding region: 1-1452 (483 amino acids)
Source: RefSeq, a predicted model, not a curated record
AUGUCACCAUUCAUAACAUUUUAUUUAAUUAUCAUCACUUAUCACAUCACUCCCGGAAAACAUCGAAUAUCAGCGAAUGUAGCAAAAAAUUUUACAAUCCCUUUAGAUACAAAACAUGCUCUCACUUUUUACUCUAAACACUAUUAUUGUAUAACUAUAUACGGAGCGUACAAAAACACGUCCGCCCAGUAUAAUAAUAAUAAUAAUAAUAAUAAUAAUAAUAAUAAUAAUAAUAAUAAUAAUAAUAAUAAUAAUAAUAAUAAUAAUAAUAAUAAUAAUAAUAAUAAUAAUAAUAAUAAUAAUAAUAAUAAUAAUAAUAAUAAUAAUAAUAAUAAUAAUAAUAAUAAUAAUAAUAAUAAUAAUAAUAAUAAUAAUAAUAAUAAUAAUAAUAAUAAUAAUAAUAAUAAUAAUAAUAAUAAUAAUAAUAAUAAUAAUAAUAAUAAUAAUAAUAUAAAAUUAAAAGUUGGUGGGAAUAGCAUAUACAAAUAUGAAUUACAAGUUCUGAAACCUUUGUUCAAAGGAGACAUCGGGCCGUCAGACAUAGGAGACAUAGGAGUAGGGUCGCGAGAGCGUCAUGCUACUGUAAAGACCUAUCGUGUAAUAGUUGCGAUUUUACCAAUUCCACCGAAAUUAGAGAGGCUGCAAGCCUACCUUCACUUCAUACACAGAGGUCAAGACACCUCCAUAAUCAAGACGUCCACGAGUAACGCCAAUAUGGCGUUACGGAUGCCAAAGAAGAAAGCCUCAGAGAUGACGGAUCCGUUAAAAAUGAUCAACAAAACCAACACAAGAUUGCAAAGGCUCGAAGCCCUUGACAUUGAGAGAUUAUUCAAAGCUGGAAAGGAAAAAAAGUUAAAAAAUAAUGCAACACCUAACCUCAUAACACAAAGACCAAAAAAGAUCAAUGUACUACAAACAACAGAAGGUAAUACGGAUAAUGAGAAUGAAUGGUUAACUCCUAAAAAUACAAUAAGAUCACAACCAGCAGGAGAUGAAAUAAAUCCCACAAGUAUCAGCAACCAGUAUUUGGCACUGGAUGACAAUGAUAUGGACGACAGUACUAGCGUAGAUGGCAGCCGCAGCGCCCCUCGUAAGCCGUCACAAAUAUCACAAGGCACGUCAACUCAACAACAACAACCUCAAAAUACGUACAAAUACAAACUGCCUCCAAUAUUUAUAUGCGAUAUAAACAAAAAAUCAUUCACAAUACAUGUAAGCUCAGGUAAGCAAACCAUAUCAAAAAUUAGUCACGAAACUCAUGACAAUAUCAAAGAAGAGUUGAAAAAACAACAUACAGAGUUUUAUACGUACACUAAAAGAGACAUAAAAACACAGACACUUGUUGUUAAAAAUAUUAGAGGAGAUUUUAAAAGUGAAGACAUGUUAAAAAAAACUUCAAGAACUUCAACUGCAAAACGUGACAAUAAUCAAGGUACUCCAACUGCCAACUAG